CGGGCGCCGGGGCGGGCGCCGCGGGUAGCGGCAGAGAGGAGAGGCCGGUGUCAGCAGUGGCCGGUGGUAUCUGCGGCUGGCGGCCAUGGCGGAGGCCGGCGGCGACGAUGCCCGCUGUGUGCGGCUGAGCGCCGAGCGAGCUCAAGCACUGCUGGCCGACGUGGACACGCUGCUGUUCGACUGUGACGGCGUGUUGUGGCGUGGCGAAACCGCGGUCCCCGGCGCGCCUGAGGCCGUGAGGGCACUGCGGGCCCGCGGCAAGCGCCUGGGCUUCAUCACCAACAACAGCAGCAAGACGCGCGCCGCCUACGCCGAGAAGCUUCAGCGUCUGGGUUUCGGCGGCCCCACGGGGCCGGGGGCUGGCCCGGAGGUGUUCGGCACGGCCUACUGCGCUGCACUCUACCUGCGCCAGCGCCUGGCGGGCGCGACAGCCCCCAAGGCCUAUGUGUUGGGCAGCCCGGCCCUAGCCGCCGAGCUGCAGGCCGUGGGCGUCGCCAGCGUGGGCGUGGGGCCUGAGCCGCUGCGGGGCGAAGGCGCCGCUGACUGGCUGGCCUUGCCGCUCGACCCCGAGGUGCGUGCGGUGGUGGUGGGCUUCGACCCGCAUUUCAGCUACAUGAAGCUCACCCAGGCCGUGCGCUAUCUACAGCAGCCCGGCUGCCUGCUCGUGGGCACCAACAUGGAUAAUCGGCUCCCGCUGGAGAACGGCCGCUUCCUCGCGGGUACCGGCUGUUUGGUGCGCGCGGUGGAGAUGGCCGCCCAGCGCCAAGCCGACAUCAUCGGAAAGCCCAGCCGCUUCAUCUUCGACUGCGUGUCCCAGGAAUAUGGCAUCAACCCGGAGCGCACUGUCAUGGUCGGGGACCGCCUGGACACCGACAUCCUCCUGGGCGUCACCUGCGGCCUGAAAACCAUCCUCACCCUUACAGGAGUCUCCACACUAGGAGACGUGAAGAGUAAUCAGGAAAGUGACUGCAUGUCUAAGAAGAAAAUGGUUCCUGACUUCUAUGUUGACAGCAUAGCCGAUCUCUUGCCUGCCCUUCAAGGUUAAAGAUGUAGUGUCUUUAAUCUCCAGAAUAAAACGUAAUUGAAAAUGUUAGCCAAAUUAAUAGGUGGGGCUUAGGCAUUGGCUCAGCGAUGUGGUCGGAGAGUGUAAUUGGAGUUAAGUGGAGGCAGUAGUUGUUAGCCUUGUAAGUAAAUGUUUCGGGGACGAUGUUGUUUACAGAUGCUUAUAUUUUAAUUUAAGAUGCACUUUUUAAGCUUGGAGGGCAUCGUAGGGGUGGGUCCUGGUCUUUGGAUAUGUUGUCUAGGGCAGGAUUGGCACCUGUCCAGGAUUCAGGUAACCUCAGGCCUUGCAGGUCUAGAGGUGUGUGUCAUGUAUUUAAAAGUUUUGUUCAGGGAUCAAGCCCUCUUGGAGGGCAGAGAAAAGAAGGGCCUGAUUAUAGUGACUGUUGUGAGUCAUUUGUGCAGAUGGAAGGAGGUCCUCUGCCCCGCCCCCCGCCCCCCACCCAACUGUGUGGUAAUGCAGCAGAUCUGACUGCUGUUGCUGUGUCCCAGCUCCUUAUCUGCAGGGAGUAAGGAGGCCACUCCUAAAUGGUAUCAAUCUGUCCUUGAGUAUGGGGUGCUGUGCUUGUCAUCCCUCCUGUUUCCUUUGAAAACCACUUUGAUGUCACAAUUGUCUGUUCCGUUUCAGAUACCCAGGGCUGCAGCUUCUUGUGUACAGCUGCCCCAUUCUGUAAACUCAGCCCAGAGCCCAGCUAAACUUCAGCUGUCUCAAGUGUGCAUUUAAAUCCAGGUGACUCAGACAGGCAGGUGUGGACACCCUUCACUGAACUGUGCAGGGAUCUCAGUGUUAGUACUAAAAAAACCAUUUAACUUGUGAACAACUUUGUCAAGUGGUGGAACUGAAUCUUAAGUAUGUGGAUUAAUAGCUGUGCUCUGUCUCAUAGGAAAAAUCACACUGAAGAAAUCUCCAUGUCUUGUAGCCAGCAACAUGGCUAAAGGCAUGUGUUGGCCAAGGACUGCCUGUCACCCUUGGUGCCCUCUGGGUGGAGGAGGAAAGAGAUGUCUCAGAUAACAGGAAGUUGUUUUACAAAGUGUUCAGUCUCCCUGCCUGCCUGUACCCUGGAUCAGGGCUGGGGUUAGAUAUCAUUGGGGGUUAGGCGAGAGGCCACUUAUCCUGGCCUUGGGUUCACUAGAUGGUAGUAGGACUAGCAGGACCCACCUGCCAACUUGGGAGUCCUCUGCAGGGGUUCUGGCCUUUUCUGUCAAUUCCCUAGGGCCACUGAACUUUAGCAACUUGCUGAGCAGAUCUGGCAGCACUUGCAGGGCAGAGCCUGGGAGGCUGUUCCUUUUGGCUGACUCCUUCUCAGUGCCUCACCCUGUUUCCAGUGGCUUCUUCCAGCCCUGUGAUCACAGUGCUCCUUCACCUGUUCACUGAGUUCUCAGAGCAAUAAAGAGUACACCUGCAGCUGCUUCCAGCUAGGGUGGCUGAGAUUGGGAUGGUGCCACAUGGCAACAGGAGGGCAGCCAUGCCUGUGAGGUUGGUGGUGCUGACCUUGGCUCUGCGAGGUCGGCUCAAGGUGGGUCUGGAUAUUGAGCAGGCCUGUCAGGGCGUUGUCACCCACACCAGGUGCAGCGGCCAGCAAUGCUUCUUCAGCAGCUUGGGAGCCUGUGUGAACCCCAUCUCUGACCCCUUGCACUGUGUGACCUUACAUGCACAUUAAACUCUCAAACCUGCA
Molecule: messenger RNA, 2735 nt
Organism: Octodon degus (degu)
Lineage: Eukaryota; Metazoa; Chordata; Mammalia; Rodentia; Octodontidae
Gene: Pgp
Product: phosphoglycolate phosphatase
Exons: 2
Coding region: 86-1045 (319 amino acids)
Cellular component (GO): cytoplasm
Molecular function (GO): sn-glycerol 3-phosphatase activity
Source: RefSeq, a predicted model, not a curated record